Molecule: messenger RNA, 955 nt
Organism: Owenia fusiformis
Lineage: Eukaryota; Metazoa; Annelida; Polychaeta; Sabellida; Oweniidae
Source: the annotation of a GenBank genome assembly
CUCUGAUACAGGUAAAGUUAUGGGGGUCUUAAACUGGUGCACACUACCCCAAAGGAGGGAACAACACAUUCUUAACUUCAUGUACAAAGUAAUCAGAAACCAGGUACCCUCCUAUGUAUCUUCAAUAUUUGAAGAAUUCAAAAAUCCAGCUACCAGAAGAACAAGCAAUACAGAAGUAUACCAAAUUCCUAUAAGGUCAACUGCCCAAUUUAUUAAAUCCCCUAUUCCUAAUGCAAUAUCACUGUGGAACAAAUUACCUAAACCUCUUUUAGAAUAUGCCUUAAAAUUUUCCCUACCAUCGUUCAAAAAAGAAAGUAAUAAACACUUUCUGCCCAAGAGAAUAAUCAGUUCAACGUCCCUGAUUAAUUUAACAAGGUCUCAAGAAAUCACUCUCAACAGAGCUCGUGUAGACUUAUUUUUGAAAGCAAGACUUUUUGCACACCAAUUUACAUUUAUAGACUCGGCUCAUUGUUCUUGUGGCAAACCUGAAACACUAAAACAUUUAUUUUUCAAGUGUCCUCUAUGCCAAAUUAAUAGGCAUGCCCUGAUGGAAGAGGUCAACAAUAACUUCUAUAAUAAGAUCAGCCAACUAACAAACAUGGAUGAUAAACUUAAUUUUCUCUUAUAUGGUGACGAGGCACUAUCCUUAGCAGAAUUAAGUAAACUUCUUAUCAUCGUCAGCAACUUUCUCCAUGACAACAAGACAUAGCAAAGAGGUCUCAUCUAAGCCCUGGAGAACUCAUAAUAUAUUUAUUUUGUUUUUUACACAUCUACUUGGCACAAACCCCUCUGGUCCCUGGGAUACCCUUCGAUGCACAGUCGUCCUCAAACAGCUAAAUAUUAUACUUAAUUUUUUACAUGUAAGUGAUGGCCAACCUAUAAUGCCAAUAUGGCGAUUGGUGGCCGAAAAUGUAUUGACUUUACCUCAAUAAAGUUUAUACUAUAAAAAAAAAAA